Pectinophora gossypiella (pink bollworm) is the source of this 3399-nucleotide messenger RNA. RefSeq names its product nischarin. The record is from RefSeq and is a predicted model, not a curated record. Lineage: Eukaryota; Metazoa; Arthropoda; Insecta; Lepidoptera; Gelechiidae. Gene Ontology annotation, cellular component: cytoplasm. Gene Ontology annotation, molecular function: phosphatidylinositol binding; protein kinase binding. The transcript has 4 exons. The coding region runs from base 180 to 1577 and encodes 465 amino acids.
UUUAUUUGGUCAGGUCUUAGUUCGUCAUUCAUUCAUUUUGUUUUAUUGCAAUAAGUGGUUUCGUUCGUGUUAUGUUGCGUUGCGUCACGGUUAUGUGGUGAAUUAUUAUAAUUUAAUUACUAUCUAUAAUGUAUGUAAAACCUAUACAAUACUAGGAUAUAUUCAACUCCUGUUUAAAGAUGUCAUCGUUCGUCAACCACCGAACCGAGGCCACUGUGUGUGUCGACGAGGCCUGCACGAGAGACAACGUUACUUACUACAAAAUUACUGUUAAAGUGGGACCUGUGAAUUGGAACGUGUGGCAUCGGUACAGUGAUUUUGUAGACCUGCACAAUAGACUCGUGGCCGACCAUGGCGUCGCUAAAGACUUGCUUCCUCCAAAGAAAGUAAUUCGAAACAAAACACCUAAAUUUGUUGAGCAGAGAAGGGAAGCACUCCACGAAUACCUCAAAAAUGUCUUCAAUUACCUAAGGCUGACCAUGCCGUCGGAAUUCGCCCAUUUCCUGGAUUUCCACUUAUAUGACAUUUUCUUCCUGCUACAAGAUUUGGCAAAAAAGCUUUUCCUGGAAGGUGACAAGAUGCUACAAGUGGGAAAAUCCUACAGUUUUACACCUUUGGAGUUGCAUGCAAUAAGCGAACGAUUAAAAAUUGCGUGUCCUCCAACUGAGAAACAAGACCAAAUGUAUGAUUUCAGUCAUGUUCUGGACUUCUGCUCCCAACUGCAGAUACUAUGCAUCAAGGGAAGUUAUGAGAAACUUGGCACCAGUAAUAUUGUACCCAAUGAACUACAAUUUGAUUUGGUGUCAUUCAAAUCUUUGAUAGAUCUGAAAAUUAUUGGUGUUCCUAUGGCCUGCAUACAGAGCAUUGGAGGCCUUCGUGACACAUUGGUCAGCCUGUCGGUGCUGAUUGCCAGUGUAGUUUCCUUGAAUGAGUUUCUUUUAGUUGAUAUUCUUCACAAGGACCCGUCUAGUAUAGCCGAUACAGUGAAAUGGAAAAAGCUUUCGAUGAUCAACUUCGCAAGCAACAAUAUCGAGAGCGUGGACUGGGCCAUCCAGUUAGUGCCGAAGCUGCAGCACCUCAGCCUCUCCUCCAACAAGCUGUCGGAGCUGUGCGACAUCUCCAGCCUGCACCAGCUCCGGGUCCUCAACCUCUCCCUCAACAACUUCUCCGUUUGCGAAAACUGGCACGCAAAAAUAGGUAACAUUGUAAAAAUCGAUUUGUCUCAAAACAAAGUUGAAACACUGCGAGGGUUCUCUCGACUAUACUCACUGGAAAGCCUAGACCUGAGCUGCAACAUCAUUAAUGACGUGGAGGAAGUACAACAUAUUUGUAAACUGCCUUGUUUAGAGUAUCUGUGGCUAACAGCCAAUCCUGUCGCGUCUUCCAUAGACUACAGGGUGAAGGUCAUAGAGCAGUUCAACGCUCGAAUGAUGGAGAUCUGUUUGGACAAUGAGAAAGCGUCCGAAAAAGAGUUGGACACCGCCAGGGUGCUGCAAGCGCUGCGCGUUGUGAAGGAGGGAAAGACACCCAGUUUCUUGCAAAACAGCAACACCAGUCAUAGCUUCAAUAAAAGUUGACAAAUGAGUAUUAUAAAUAAAUAUUAUAAUUGAUUAUUAAAUUAUAUCACUAAAUAUUGUACCUUUGGCGAAUUGAUAAGUCUCAUUAUUUUAUUUUAAUAAAUAAUGCAAUAGUGAAUAUGCAUGAAUAAUAUUGGCUAUUUAAAUAAUUUAACCUAAAUACUGAUUUAUAAUUUUAAAGUUCUUUCAUUUUUGUAUACCUGUGAUGCUAAAUAACUUAGUUAAUAAAACCCGCUUUUACGCAAAUUUUCAUUACCCAAACAAUGUUUCCCAAAACGAUUUGAUUGCCAGCCAACGUUUUGCGUGAAAAUGUUAUGCAUCUGUUUUAUUUCCCAACUAGAUUAACUAAAUUGACUGAUAAUGAGUUCGCAUAUUUUGGUAUGACAUUUGGCGUUUGUAUGAACACCCAAAAAAAAAUCGAUUAGCAAUUUUCCAGGCUACGUUCUCAAAAAAAUAUGAAUGGCACUGUACAGUUUUGCUUUCGUUUAACCUAAUUUCAUGGAUAACAGAUAUAAGCAACUUUUAUCUUUGUUUUUGGGUAUAAAUGAAGACCCUUGUUAUUACACCCAGGCACAACACAUAUCUUCCACCGUGUGCGUGUAUCUUCGUCUGUUGCGCGUGUUUAUGAUUUUGCCAAGGGAACCAGUUGGGAAGUGAAAUUAUGCCAAUAAUUGUUUGCGAAGUGAAAGUUUGCCAAAUAAUUUUCGCCGAAAUGCUAUUUCUAGAACUAAUUAAAAACAUAACAUGCGUAUUCCUUAUUGACUUAUUUAUCUAAUUUGACUUGCAUCUGAUUUAACUUGUGUAAAACAUUUGGAAACAUGUUUGUAUAUGUAUAACUAUUUGAUUUGUAAAAUAUUGUGAUAUUAAAAUGAACCACAUAAUUUUAGAGACAUUAAGUAAAAUCAUAGCUAGUGAAUAAGACAUGUUUUGCAACAUUCGUUAAUUUCAGGGUGUUUGUAACAUCGUAACGAAUACUGAGGAGGGUGAUUCAGACCAUGAUUCUGAGUUAAUAUCAAGUGGGAUUUUCCAUCGCAAAAUUCAAGUAUUUUUGUUUUUUAUUUAUUUAUUUUCAAUUCUAUGCUUUUGUGACGGAACAUUCCACUCGAUAUCAACUUAGGAUCAUGGCCUGAAUUAUCCCUCAAAGUUUUCGUUACGAUCUCACUAACACCCUGUAUACGUUUAUGAUAUGACACUUUUGUAUUGUGUUUUUGUGAAACAUUUAAUUAGUUAUUAGUAUUAAUUCCAAAAGUAUUAUUGUUAAUGACGAUAACAGAUGUUUGAUAAUAAUUCAUAAUUAGCUUUAAUGUUAUAUUAUUCACAAACAUAGUUUGUAUUUUAUACUUACAUUUAUGUAAACAAUGGUGCUUAUUCCUGUCAACACCAUCUAAUUUUAUUUUAAGUUAUAUCUGUCAUUUUCUUAUCCGCCGAAAAGGAAAAGGACGGGUAAUCGACAUAAAAUUUAUGGAACACACGUCAAUUUUAAGCACAAAUCUAAAACAACCUUCUCAAAAUAUUACAUUGGCCAAUAAUCCGACAGAAUUAUGUUGACAGCACACGUCAAACGGUUUGCAUACCAGCAAGAUACCUUUUUGAUUCGCCCGGGAUAUUCAUUCAUUUACUCAUUCUUCCUAAAUUAAGAGCUGUUGAUCAUCCGUCCCUUUCCUUUUAGGCGGAUAAGAAAAUGACAGGUACAACUUAAAGUAAAAUUAGGAGGUGUCUGCAGGAAUCGGGGCCAUUAUUAUUAUUGUACCUAAAUGUAAGGAACCAACUUUUAAUUGCGUAACAUUUUAUGGAUAAUAAAUAAAUGAUGUAUAUAAUGAAA